CGCCCCUUUGGUGGGGCGGGUGUGGACGCCUGCGGCCGCUGCACACCCGGCGCCUGGCGUGCGGGGAUGGGGGUCACGGUGGACGUACGCCAGGUGUACAAGUACCCCUUCGAGCAAGUGGUCGCCAGCUUCCUCCGCAAGUCUUUAUGUAUUUUUUUGAAAGGAACGCAUGUGGCAGAAGGGGUAAUCAUAUGAGGAUCUCUCUGGAAGCAUUUAAUCUGAUUUUGCACAGCGGUAUGUUUGAAGCCGUUUCAGCACUGAGGAUGUUCUGUUUUAAAUAGAGUCUACUGAUCUUCGUCUUUUGGCAAAGGAGUCAUUGUGAAUAGGGUGUAAGCUUCCUGGGCAGAGAGCUUUCAUUUGUUCCUGAUGCAUCCCAAGCACCCAGAGAGAUCCUGGAACACAAAGAAGAUUAGGUCCGACAUGAAGCAGAAUGGUGCAAACGGGAAGAGCACGGGCUCUGACAUCAGACGGGGGGACGGAGCACUUCUAGCUGUUAUCCCAACCCCAUGGAUAAAAAUGUCAUCUCUGUAAAGAUUGUGGAGGAAAAAAGAGAUGUGUCAACAGGGAUCAUCUAUAGAAAGAGGAUUGCAGUCUGUCAGAAUGUGGUUCCAGAAAUUUUAAGGAAGGUGAGCAUUUUAAAGGUACCUAAUAUCCAGUUGGAAGAGGAAUCGUGGCUCAAUCCUCAGGAAAGAAACAUGGCUAUCCGGAGUCACUGCCUUACGUGGACACAGUAUGCAUCCAUGAAGGAAGAGUCCGUCUUCCGGGAAAGUAUGGAAAAUCCAAACUGGACAGAGUUCAUUCAGAGAGGCAGGAUUUCAAUCACAGGGGCUGGCUUUCUCAACUGCAUUUUGGAAACUUUUGCCAGCACAUUCUUAAGACAGGGUGCCCAGAAGGGAAUUAGAAUAAUGGAGAUGCUGCUGAAGGAACAGUGUGGUGCCCCCUUAGCCGAAUAAAGAAUCAUGAGGGAGCUGUGUUAUGCUACUUUUUCUCGAGAAUCCCUUCUUGGCUGUAACACAUCACUGAUGCAGUUUUCCAAAUACAAGCUUAAGGAUACAGUGUCGGCAGCUUAAAGAAGAGGAGACCUCCGUGCCAGGGUGUGAAACUCUAUCCUCCCCUGGGAGCCUGACUCAGCUAGUGGCCCUCUUGGACAUGAGACCUUCUAGGUGGAUUUUUAUGACACAGUAUCUUUAUGAUUUACAAAUAAAGGAAAAAACCCAGAGAAGGUGAUGUCUGCCCUUCUUCAGGAUGUCCUGCUGAUUGCCUGGUGAUGGUGUCAGGGAAGCCAAGGAUGGGCUAGAGGCCUGGCAAGUGGCACUUGUGCCCGUAUGUUAUCAGCAUUAUUGCUCGUAGGUUUCAUGAGAAGAUUUUGGGACCGAUAAAGGAGUUGAACCUGAUACUUGAUGCAUAGGUGUCCUACAACAGAAAGGAACGUACCAGGCCUAUGUUGAAGCUAUGCCAGAUUUAGAGUAAUGUUUGAUUCUCAGAAAUCGGGAGCAUUUGAUAUCUACCCAUAAGUACUACCUGAGGUCCAUCAGUAUAGCUUCUGUAACGUAACAUGUCAGCUGUGGGAUUUGGUCUUCUCAAAGAACAUAGCGUGGAGAGCAGGGAGGCAGGGUGUAACUUUGGCAUUGUGAAAUGUGGAGCCGAUCCCUCUCUGUGUUUCACUGGCAAGUGGGGAGAACUGGGCACAGAUGUCUCUGUCUAGUGAUGAUUAAACACAGAAGGGCGGGUGGGGGGAGUUUAUUGCGAAAAGCACAGGUGUGGGAAUUUGACAGACCUGUGUUUGAGUGCAGGUGUUGCCACCCACUGCUCAGUGAUGCAUCAUUUACAUAAUCUUCAAUCUUUCUGAAGCUCCUUCGUUUUAAUUGUACAACGGGGUUAUAGGAUUAACUUCGUGAGGUUGUUGGACUGAUUUGAGAUCACGUCUACCAAGUGCAGUAUGCUACUACCUCUUGCAGAGUAGAAGUCUCGUAAACAGAAGUCAUUAUUAUGUGAAACCAUUUUGAAAAUGUACUUUUCAGAUGUAUUGUAAGGUAGUAUUACCGUUUGAAAAUUAGGUGACAGUAGUUUGCAUUUCUCGUGAUUGGAAGCCAAAAUAUAAAUGCAUACUACCUAACAGCUUGAAGAGAGGCAGUAAUUUGGAAUUUUAUCUGCUUAAGAUAAAAAUUGGGCCAUUACUGGAAAGACUGGGGGAAAUCGUUUUUUUUUUUUUUAAUAUUUGAAAAUUUUUCCACUUAGUGCAAGUGAUGAAUUUCAAAGCAAUUUCAUUUUUACAUACAAGCCUGCCAGCGUAAGCUGCUUCUUACUGUAUUUGAGCUGUUUGUGCUGCUUGAGUUUUGUCCCUUAGGAUAAUUCUCAUUUUUUUCAUUCUUCAGGUGUGUUGGAGGGAAAAAGAGUGGUAGAAACCAGAACAUACUUUGACUUCCUUUUCCAGGUUGUAAAUGUCAUUUGGUAGGCUUUUGGGAUAAUAGCCCAUUUCAGAAAAUAAAAGGUGAUGUCAAUUAUCCCAAAGGUGAGAGGUUAGAAAUCCGUAUUUGGAGGUUGACAUUGGGAUGAACUUAAUGCUUCAUACUCAGCAACAUGCCUCCUCUGACGGCAGUUCUCAGCCUUGGGUGUUCAUUAGAACCGCCCGGGGAGCUCUAGGUGCCACCACCUGCUGCCCGGAUUACAGCCAGAGCAAUAUAGCAGAAUCUCCGGGGGUGGAACCUGGCGUCCGUAUUUUUUAAAGCUCCCUGGGUGGUUCCAGUAGGCAGCUAGGGAUGAGAACGCUGUAGUGAAUUCUAAGUGAUUUUCAGAUGUUACCUGAUUUCUUUCUCAACACUUCUAAAGUAGGAAAGGAUCUUUGUAGCAAGAAUUUUUGUUAGAACUAGAAAGAGUGAAGCACAGAGAACCGGAAUUUUUGCUCUAAUUGCCUGGAGCUGGGGUGGCCAGUGCAAAUGGCUUUGGGCACCUGGCAGGUGAUCUCAUGAGUCACUUGGGCAGGUGGCCACUGGGACACCAUGGGGACACACACCUGUGUAAAGGUGGGCAGCUGCUGCCUGGCUCCCCCACACUGUAGCCGUGUAGCUGGCUUUUCGAGUGAUUCCAAUUUCCAGUUUGGUAGGAAAAGACAGAUUAUUUGAAAGGGAAGAAUUCUCCCAGUUUUUACAGGUUGGCGAUAAUUCACAGUUGUUUAAAACAUUGUACCGGCCAUACAAAACGUGUUUGCCAGUAGUUUUCAGCCUCUGCCUCAAGAGUGUUAAGACCUAGCUUAAACACCCCAGCCAAUUUUUAAUAGAUUUGCAUUUUCCCAUUCUGGAUGUCAGCUGCAUUCUGCCUCUUCUGCAGGACAGCUUUGAGAUGUAUUUUCUUUCUAUUCCCAGGAAAACUUCUGGUCACUCAGUAUUUCUUUUUUAACGCUCUUCAGGCAUCCAUUGCUUUGAGCUUCACAUAUAUGGCUUAGAAAUCUUAUGCUCUUUUUAAAAUUAAUUAGAGCUUGUUAGAGUUUAUUUUUAUUUUAUGUCAGAAAUCCUUUUCCUGUGAGAAAUGUCAAAACCUGGAGUUCCGCCCUACUGGGCAUAUUAGAAAUAAGUGUGGGAAGGGGUUAAUUCACAGACCCGGCCAGUUGCCUCCUGACUGGGUGGCCUAGCCUACACUUCAUUUAGAAAAAAAAAAAGAAAGAAAGCCCAGCCUGGAGCCCAACGAGGGGGUUGAACUCACAACCCUGGGAUCAGGACCUGAGCUGAGAUCAAGAGUCAGACCCUUAACCGACUGAGCUACCCCAGUGCCCUUGAGCCUGCACUUCAAGAUGGUGAUUUUGUAGAGUGAUGGCCACACUUCUACUUGUCCCAGAAAUCCUCGGGGAAGAGUGCUAAACUGUAGGCUCCCAGACCCUCCCUCAGAGAUUAGGAUUCAUGAAACUGCAUUUGGGACCGGGGGAUCUACAUUUUAAAGCGAAUUCACCAGGAGAUUCAGUCGUGCUGUUCCACAGACCAUAUUUUGAGAAACGCUGAUUUCGGGGCCAUGUUCUUGCCCUUGUAGCAUGUAAAAAGGUUUUGUGGUCAUUUGGGCCCACUGAUCAAUAGACUUGACCGCUCAGGACGCAGUAUAAAGUUCUUAAUGCAGAGGUAAGCUGACUGAGGCUAUCCCUUCAUGAUUGAGGCGCUUUUACCAUGAAGGGGCUUUUAUGGUUUCAAUCAUAUGUGGAUAAAAAAGGUGCUGUAUUCUUUUUAUAGAAUUGCUUUGUGUAUUUUAUAAGCAGUAUAUAUGUGGUAAUAAUAUCCCAUUUGUCAGACAUUGUAGGGUACAUGGUGUAGACAAGUCAAGGUGGUUCUUUUAAGUCACACAUCUUUUUUCCUUUAUUUGAACCAUUUACAUUGUAACUCUUAGUAUACAUUUCCCUGCUUUUGUGUACAAUCUCGUAGAAAUAAUGAAAAAAUGUUAAGGUCAUCCUUUAUGUUUUUCAUUGUUGCAGGCCCUAUUUGGGUUUGUUAAAGCCCCUCCACCAAAUGGCUCUGCUCCUUGAGCUCUGCAGUGGUUGCCUGCCCCUGGGAAGCUUCCUCUCGUUCUGUCUGGGGUUGGGAACUCAUGUCACUGCAUGCUGUACGUCUCAAGUAACAGUAAACAGGAUUGGAGGGGCUUUUCUGAGAACAGUAAAACGAACGAGCAUUGCUGCAUUGACCUGGUGACGAUAUUUUACUCUUUUCCUGUACCUUCCUGAUUUCUCAGCUACACUUGUCAAAUCUUUGACCUCAAGGUAAGUGAGAUGUUGCUGAAAGUGAUGUCUUUUGACCUAGAAGCCAUUGUCUCCCCCAGCCGUGUUUGUGUUUUUAUAUAUGCAGUUGUAGAAUGUGAAACGUUAAGUACAUUAAAUUCAAACGAACAUCUCUCAGGCCACAUUUUUGUGUAGGAUCAUAGUAUUUUUGAUUCGGUAUUAUUGUGAUUUGGAGCUAUAAAUUAGUUGUAUGGCUAUGAAAUUCAGUCCUGUAGACAUUCUGAAAUAAAGGUGUUAUGACUAAUUU
Ailuropoda melanoleuca (giant panda) is the source of this 5000-nucleotide messenger RNA. It is a transcript of the gene PRELID2, whose product is annotated as PRELI domain containing 2. The record is from RefSeq and is a predicted model, not a curated record. Gene Ontology annotation, cellular component: mitochondrial intermembrane space. Lineage: Eukaryota; Metazoa; Chordata; Mammalia; Carnivora; Ursidae. The transcript is spliced from 10 exons. The coding region runs from base 507 to 953 and encodes 148 amino acids.